Molecule: messenger RNA, 6909 nt
Organism: Macrosiphum euphorbiae (potato aphid)
Lineage: Eukaryota; Metazoa; Arthropoda; Insecta; Hemiptera; Aphididae
Source: the annotation of a GenBank genome assembly
AUGUUUAAAUCUACAAAAAAAACCAAAGACCCUACCAAAAAUCGAGCUGUAAGUGACACUGCAAAGGUAAGUGAAAAAACUAUUAUUAAGAAUGAAAGCUCGACGGUGGUUCCGAAACAAAUGUUCAGCAGUAGGGUAGCUAACGAACAGCCAUUGAACGUAAGCGGUAAAGGGCGCAGUUCAACGCCACAGACCACGAAAAAGACGUUAGUCAAAGGCGUCGUAUCUAGGCAGGCUGCAGAAUCAUCAUCCACGGCUUCUAUUUCAAAAUCACUAAGCUCGUCUUCCAUAAAAAAGACUACAACUGGUAAAAGCAUUAAGACCAUCACCACUGUCGAUCAAGAUGGCAAUAUCCAUACGACCGUGGAAACGGUAGACGAUAUACCACAAUCGACCACAGAAACCACUACCGAAGAGUCGAACACCGCAGAUUCGGCCAACGAGUAUGUCGAGUAUGCCGACCAAUAUUCCUUUGAAGGUGCCAUAGAAACGUCAGAGGGAUUGACCUCGCCGGGGUACUCUACAUCAAAUCGCUUAACUUCGUCGCAGAACUUUGAAAAUGAAUCAUCGUCGGUUGAUCAAUCGAUGUCUACGGAGACCAAUUAUAAUACCGUUACCUCACACGUUAGUUCCGAAUCAAAACAACUGUUGGAUGUAAAGGAUACAAUACAACACGAAAAUACAGUAAGGUCAGUAAAUGGGAAAUUAAUUAAAUCUAUAGAUGUUACGUCACGUGAUAACUCAAAUUAUUCAUAUCCACCAAAUAUUAGAGGACAAGUCGAUUUUACAGACACAACGAUUAAUACAAAUAAAAAUUCUUCCGAAAAUAAAUCUUCAAGUGCUACAGAACUUGACGAAAUAAAAAAUUUUAAUCAUGGUAGAAACCAUCAACAAAUAAAUAACGAAUCAAUAGAACUAAAAUCAUCUGCGAAUAUUUUUAAUUUAUUGAGUGACACUAAAGAAAAAGCAUCUACUUCACGGGACCACGAAAAUAAAAUUUCUAAAGAUAAUGUUGAUAACCAAGAUAUAAGUUCGGGAUUAACAGUAAAAAUGGUCGGUGGAAAAUUGAUAAAACAGUUUAAUACACCGUCAACAUCUAAGCAAUCUCGAAAUAUCGUGAAUACUAAAGAGGCGGAUAUAACAUACAAUGUGGAUAGUAAUAAACAACAGUAUCAAAAUAACGUAAGAACUUCAUUUGAAUCAGAUAUAAUUGAUCAAAAUGUAUCUACCGAUAAAUCUAAUGAUUAUAAUUCUGAGAUGUUCAUAACACAAAAAUAUAUACCGAUAUUUUCAAGAUCAAAUCAAGAAAUUGAUGAAAUAACGUCAUCAAGUAAUGAAAAUUCAAAAUCAUUUUAUGAAAAAACUAAUAAAAUUGAUGAUCCCAGGUAUCAAAUUAAUACUGAAUAUAAUACAAAAGAUUUAUUUGGAAAAAAUAAAAAUGUUGAUAAUGACGGCUUAACAGUACGCAUGGUUGGUGGGAAAUUAAUUAAAUCUUUUAAAGAACCGAUAAAAACCCCCAAAAUUGUAUCAAAUAUCUUAACGUCAAGUAAUACAUCAAAUAGUGACAUUUCAUCCGGUGAUAUCACAACAUCAACGUCCUUUAUUACAAAUGAACAAUCAUCUAUCUCGAAUUCAUUUGGUGAAACAAAUAAAUCAAAUUCAAAAACUUCCAGCUCUGUAUAUCAAACUGCAGACGAACAAGAUACAUUUAAAAAUCAGAAACAGCCAGAUUUAAAAAAUAGCAAAUUAAAAAACGAAAAAUUUGUUGAUAAUGUCGAUGAUGAAAGUUUGAAAGUGCGUGUAGUUGGUGGAAAAUUAAUUAAAACUUUCAAUGAACCAACAAUUUCAAAAAAAAAUAUAGUUGAUGUGUCGAAGUUAAGUAACAUUUCUAGUGAUAUUUCUUCAAGUGAUAUUACAACGUCGACAUCGUUUUCAACAAACGAACAAACUUCAGUUUCAAGUUCAUUUGCAGAAAACGAUCAUUCAAAUUUUAAUACGUCAAGAUCUAUGUACCAAUCAGUAGACCGACCAGAUGAAACCAAACACAUACAACGGCCAGAUACUAAGAAAGAGAAAUCUAAACCAAACAAAUCCGUUGAAAAUGUUGAUGAAGAAGGAUUGACAGUUCGUGUAGUCGGUGGAAAAUUAAUUAAAACUUUCAAUGAUCCCACAACAUACAAACAAAAUAAUACUGAUAUAUCGAAAUCAAGUAAUAUUUCAACAAGUGAUAUUUCAUCAAGUAAUACUACAACAUCUACAUCGUUUUCUACGAAUGAACUAACUUCGGUUACGAAUUCACACGUAGAACGUGAUCAAUCUAAUAUUAACGAUUCCAAAUCUUUGUAUCAAACAUCAGAUCGACCAUAUGAAACAAAAAACCAGAAACACCUGAACAGUAAGGAAGAUAAAUCAAAACAAAAAAAUGCAGGUAAAAAUGUCGACCAAGAAGGCUCGACAGUGCGUAUGGUUGGUGGAAAAUUAAUAAAAAAAUUCAAUGAGCCAACGCCAUCCAAGAAAAACAGUUUUGACGUUUCUAAAUCAAGUAAUAUUUCAUCUAGUGAUAUUUCAUCUGGUGACAUAACAACAUCAACAUCAUUUAUCACAAAUGAACAAUCGUCGCUUUCAAAUUCAUUUGGAGAAACUGACCAAUCGAGCAUAAACACAUCAAAAACAUCGAAGUCUAAAAAUGAGAAAACUGAUGAUUUCAAAAAUAAGAAACAGCCCGAGUCAAAAAAAGAAAUGUCUCAACCAAUAACUAAAGUUGAUAUUGUCGAAGAAGAAGGUUUAUCUGUACGCAUGGUCGGCGGGAAAUUAAUUAAGACUUUCAAAGAGCCAACUCCUUCAAAAAAAAAUAAUAUUAACGUUUCGAAGUCAAGUAAUAUUUCAACUAGUGAUAUUUCAUCAAGUGAUAUUUCUACGUCAACAUCCUUUUCUACAAACGAACAAAGUUCACUUUCGGGUACAUUUGAAGAACGCGAUCAAUCAAAUAUUAAAGCAACCAAAUAUUUGUAUCAAUCAUCGGAUCGUUCCCAUGAAACGAAAAACGCGAAAUCGGCGGACCCUAAGAAAGAUAAAUCUAUACCAAAUAAAUCUAUUGAGAAUUUCGAUGAAGAAGGUUUGUCUGUACGUAUGGUUGGCGGAAAAUUAAUAAAGACUUUCAAAGAGCCAACACCGACAAAAAAAAAUACUACUGACAUGUCUAAGUCGACUAAUAUAUUAACUAGUGACAUUUCAUCUAGUGAUAUUUCUACAUCAACAUCAUUUAUGACAAAUGAACAAUCAUCAUUUUCUAGUUCAUUUGGAGAAACUGAUCAAUCAAGUACAAACGCAUCAAAAACCUCGAAGUCUGAAAAUAAGAAAACAGAUGAUUCAAAAAAUAAGAAACAGCCAGAGAUUAAAAAAGACUUGUCUAAACCAAUAACUACAGUUGAUAUUGUUGACGAAGAAGGUUUGUCUGUACGCAUGGUUGGUGGAAAAUUAAUUAAGACUUUCAAAGAGCCAACACCGACAAAAAAAAAUACUACUGACAUGUCUAAGUCGACUAAUAUAUUAACUAGUGACAUUUCUUCUAGUGAUAUUUCUACAACAACAUCGUUUAUUACAAAUGAACAAUCAUCAUUUUCUAGUUCAUUUAGAGAAACUGACCAAUCGAGUACAAACGCUUUAAAAACCUCGAAGUCUGAAAAUAAGAAAACAGAUGAUUCAAAAAAUAAGAAAAAGCCAGAGGUUAAAAAAGACUUGUCUAAACCAAUAACUACAGUUGAUAUUGUCGACGAAGAAGGUUUGUCUGUACGCAUGGUUGGUGGAAAAUUAAUUAAGACUUUCAAAGAGCCAACACCGACUAAAAAAAAUACUACUGACAUGCCUAAGUCGACUAAUAUAUUAACUAGUGACAUUUCAUCUAGUGAUAUUUCUACAACAACAUCGUUUAUUACAAAUGAGCAAUCAUCAUUUUCUAGUUCAUUUGGAGAAACUGACCAAUCGAGUACAAACGCUUUAAAAACCUCGAAGUCUGAAAAUAAGAAAACAGAUGAUUCAAAAAAUAAGAAACAGCCAGAUGUUAAAAAAGACUUGUCUAAACCAAUAACUACAGUUGAUAUUGUCGGCGAAGAAGGUUUGUCUGUACGCAUGGUUGGUGGAAAAUUAAUUAAGACUUUCAAAGAGCCAACACCGACUAAAAAAAAUACUACUGACAUGUCUAAAUCAAGUGAUAUUUCCACUUAUGACGUUUCAUCAAGUGGUAUUAAAUCGUCAACAUCAUAUUCUACAAAUGAACGAACUUCGGUUUCAAGCUCUACCGUAGAAACGGAUCAGUCUAAUUUAAAAACGUUCAAUUCUGUACAUAAAACAGGCAGACCAGACGAAAUCAAUAAUAAGAAACAUCCAGACGCUAAGACAGAAAAAUCUAAACCAAAUAAACCUGUUGUCAAUGUCGACGAAGAAGGGUUAUCAGUGCACAUGGUUGGAGGAAAAUUAAUAAAGACUUUCAUAGAGCCAACACUGCCCAAAAAUAAUAUUAUUGAAAUUUCAAAAUCAAGUAACAGUAACAAUGUAACUAGUGAUAUUUCUUCAAAUGAGGUUACUACGUCAUCAUCGUUUAUAACUAAUGAACAAUCAUCAUUUUCAAGCUCAUUAGAAAAAUCUGACCAAUCAGAUAUAAAAACAUUAACGAAAUCUAAGUCUGUAAAUAAAAAUACUGACCAAUUAGAUGAGCCAAAAUAUAAGAAACAGCCAAUCCUGAAUAAAGACAAGUCCAAACCAAUAUCUACUGUCAAUAUUGUCGAUGAAGAAGGCUUGUCUGUACGUAUGGUCGGUGGAAAAUUAAUUAAGAACUUUAAGGAGCCAACACCUACAAAAAAAACUAUCACUGAUGUUUCAAAGUCAAGUGAUAUUUCAACUUAUGACAUUUCUUCAAGUGGUAUUACAACGUCAACAUCGUUUUCUACAAAUGAACAAACUUCGGUAUCAAGUUCUAUUGGAGAAACUGAUCAGUCUAAUUUAAAGACAUUCAAUUCUGUGUAUAGAAUAGACAGACCAGAUGAAAUAAAUAACAAGAAACAGCCAGACGUUAAGGAAGAAAAAUCUAAACCAAAUAAACCUAUUGAAACGGUUGAUGAAGAAGGUUUAUCUGUACGCAUGGUUGGUGGAAAAUUAAUUAAGACUUUCAAAGAGCCAACACCGACAAAAAAAAAUACUACUGACAUGUCUAAGUCGACUAAUAUAUUAACUAGUGACAUUUUAUCUAGUGAUAUUUCUACAACAACAUCGUUUAUUACGAAUGAACAAACUUCGGUAUCAAGUUCUAUUGGAGAAACUGAUCAGUCUAAUUUAAAGACAUUCAAUUCUGUGUAUAGAAUAGACAGACCAGAUGAAAUAAAUAACAAGAAACAGCCAGACGUUAAGGAAGAAAAAUCUAAACCAAAUAAACCUAUUGAAACGGUUGACGAAGAAGGUUUAUCUGUACGCAUGGUUGGUGGAAAAUUAAUUAAGACUUUCAAAGAGCCAACACCGACAAAAAAAAAUACUACUGACAUGUCUAAGUCGACUAAUAUAUUAACUAGUGACAUUUCAUCUAGUGAUAUUUCUACAACAACAUCGUUUAUUACGAAUGAACAAACUUCGGUAUCAAGUUCUACUGGAGAAACUGAUCAGUCUAAAUUAAAGACAUUCAAUUCUGUGUAUAGAAUAGACAGACCAGAUGAAAUAAAUAACAAGAAACUGCCAGACGCUAAGAAAGAAAAAUCUAAACCAAAUAAACCUGUUGAAAAGGUUGACGAAGAAGGUUUAUCUGUGCGUAUGGUCGGAGGAAAAUUAAUUAAAACUUUCAAAGAGCCAACACCGUCCAAAAAAAAUACUACUGACGUGUUGAAGUCAAGUAAUAUUUUAACUAGUGAUAUAUCAUCAAGUGAUAUUACAACGUCAACAUCGUUUACUACAAAUGAACAAACUUCGGUUUCAAGCUCAUAUGUAGAAAGUGAUCAAUCAAAUUUAAAAAUAUCAAAAACGUCUAAUCCUACAAAUCAAAAAACCGAUCGACCAGAUGUUACAAAAAUCAAGAAACGACCAGAAGCUAAAAUAGAUAAGCCCAAACCAAAAACUACUGUUGAUAAUGUCGACGAAGAAGGCUUGUCGGUACGCAUGGUCGGUGGAAAAUUAAUUAAAACUUUUAAAGAGCCGUCUCGAAAUGUUGUAAAAAAUACUUCUAAAUCUAAUACAUCGAAUACUAACUUAAACAGCCAACGUACUAAUGUAAAUUUAGAUAGUAGUUCACAAGUUUUAAAUACAACUUAUAUUAUUGAUGAAUCAUCCUCAAAUAAUGAAGUAAUUAAGACCGUUAAGACUAGUAAUGACAGUAGUACAACAAUCGUUGAUGGGAAAACAGUAAAAAGUUAUAAAGGACCCGAGAGGUCUCCACGGAAACCGAAAUCUGAUGUUCCAAAUAAAACGAAUGCAGACGUUAUGCCUUUUGAUAAUAAUUAUAUUACGUCGUUGAACGAUACUAAACACGUUCACGAUGUAUUUUAUGACGUUUCCGAAGAAUCUUACAUCGAGUCUCGAAAGUUUUCGGAGCAAUCUAUAGUUCAAGAUUUUCAAGUAACAUCGAAUACGUCGGAAUAUUAUCCCGAAAGGCCUGCUAGAAAUAGGGAUGUAAGAGACAACAUAGUUGUUCAAGAUAUCACCGACUUUGUGUCUGUUUCAAAUCAUGCAGAAGUUAUAGAAAAUAUAAAAACUUCCGAAGUGGUGUUCGAAAAAUCAGUUGUAAAAGGGAUGACCGAAAAUUAUGAAAACCGCGUAUCUUCAUCGAAAAAGGUCCAAGAAAAUAAAGUAGACAAAAAGCCAAGACACCAAAAGGAAAUUACUGCAACGCCGAAGGAACAAUGUAUUUGCGAAAUUUGUACCUGUGGGUAA